AUGAAACUGUUUGUUUUAUUUUUAGGGCUCCUCGCGAGGCCUCAGGCUGUUUCUCUCACUCGUCGCUUUGAAAGUGAAAAAGUGUUUCGUGCGGUACCUAAGAAUGAAACUCAAGUGAACCUUCUGAAAGAACUGGCUUCUGCUGUACAGCUUGACUUCUGGCAUCCUGAUUCAGUUCAUCACAUUGUCAUUGGGACAGAAGUGGAUUUCCAAGUCAGUUCAUAUCUGGCAAACUAUGUUCAGAUGAAGCUGGAACAGAAUGAGCUACAGUAUGAAAUUUUAUUCCACAAUCUACAAGAAGAGAUUGAAAAGCAAUUUGAUGGAGGGAGCUAUUUCCGCAAGAAGCACAGCUACACAAAAUACAAUGACUGGGAAAAGAUUGUUGCAUGGACUGAGAGAAUUGCUAGAAAUAAUCCCAAAAUGGUCUCCCGAAUCCAGAUUGGAACGACCUAUGAAGGGCGUCCCAUGUACCUUCUCAAGGUUGGGAAGGAGACUGGCAGAAAGAAGGUCAUCUUCAUGGAAUGUGGCAUUCAUGCACGAGAGUGGAUCUCACCAGCUUUCUGUCAAUGGUUUGUGAAACAGGCCACCAGAACAUACGGAGAGGACAAGGUCAUGACCAAGCUACUGGACAGCAUGAACUUCUAUGUUCUUCCUGUGUUCAACAUUGAUGGCUAUGUCUGGACAUGGACUGAAGAUCGCUUGUGGAGAAAGAACCGUUCCAAUAAUUCUAACAGUAACUGCAUUGGCACUGACUUGAACAGGAAUUUCAACUCCGCUUGGGGCACAGAAGGUGUUUCUGAUGAUCCUUGUGAUGAAACCUACUGUGGACCCUCUGCAGAGUCUGAACAAGAAACUAAGCAAGUUGCAGACUUUAUUCGGGACAACCUAGCCAUCAUCAGAGGCUACAUAAGCGUCCAUGCCUACUCGGAGCUGCUGUUGUUUCCUUAUGGCUAUACGUACAAGUUGGCACCCAAUCAUGAUGAACUGAAUGAAGUGGCGAAGGGAGCAGUGGAUGCUUUAUCUACUCUCUAUGGCACAAAAUACACAUAUGGACCAAUCGCUGAAACAAUAUACCCUGUCUCUGGUUCUACUAUUGACUGGGCUUACGACGAGGGCAUUAAGUAUUCAUAUGUCUUUGAGCUUAGGGACCACGGUCGAUAUGGCUUUUUGCUCCCUGAAUCAAAGAUAAAGCCAACCUGCAAGGAGACGAUGCUGGCAGUGAAAUAUAUCGCCAGUCAUAUCCUCGCUUCUGUUCCAUGAUUAUGUAUUCACACAUGUCCUGAAGGAAUUCUCUUUUCCUCUCCUGCCUUCUUUUCUUCUAUGGUUAAUUUUUG
Molecule: messenger RNA, 1334 nt
Organism: Euleptes europaea (tarantolino)
Lineage: Eukaryota; Metazoa; Chordata; Lepidosauria; Squamata; Sphaerodactylidae
Product: mast cell carboxypeptidase A-like
Exons: 11
Coding region: 1-1260 (419 amino acids)
Biological process (GO): proteolysis
Molecular function (GO): metallocarboxypeptidase activity; zinc ion binding
Source: RefSeq, a predicted model, not a curated record